GUAGGAUAGCAAGCAUUCUUAACGCUCAGAUUUAGCUUUUCUAAUCCAUAUGCAGGUUAAUUAAGGCUUUAAGAUAUCUGCACAUGUAUGAGGACCUGGUGAACAUGAACUGCACAUAGGAACUUCAGUCAAAACCAUAUAUAUGUCAACGCGACUUAACUGACUUGACUCGCAGACCAUGUUAAACUAGGGAAAAGCUGAACCCAACUUGAACGUUGCUUGUUCCGCGAGUUGAAUAAAACUUGGUGGGGCGUCAUCCCGUGCGCAACCUUGGUUUGGAAUGAAAUUCACGUAAGCAUUUGCGUUUGUAACUUUUCCUCCGCGCCCUGCGGCGCUUUCUUUCCUUCCCCAUCCACGUCACCAUCUUCUCUAUCCGCAGAGGUCAAGAUGCCGGCGAGACAGCCACCUGCCCAGGCGGGCGGCGAUAGCGACGGUCAAACCAGCCUCAUCAAGACAGUUGUUCAGUCCGUCGGUAUCUUCUUCCUUGUCCAGUUUGCUAUGAAGCAAUUUCUACCCCAGCCGCAAUCAGUCUCGUCGCUACCGUCUGGCCCCGGCGGCUCAUCCGUCAUCUCCGGUCCCAUCCCCGCCUUCACCAACCGGCCCACGCAUGUCAGCCAAAACACGCCAUAUAAUCCGAUCCCGCAGCAUAUUGCGCCCAUCUGGCCUGUCGAUGGAACCCUGCUCGACCUAAGUGUCUACGUGACUCCAUCCGUGGUGCUGCCUAGCUUGAAGAGCCUGCCCAUGGAGAGCUUGGUGCUUGAGGAAAAAGCUUUUCGGUAUGGCGACUGGAAUGACACAAGGGAGAUUAGUGCUACGUUCCCUGUCCCGAAGGAGGCGCAAAACAACGGUACUCUGUGGGCGCAUUUUCUUGUUGCCCUGUCUGGGAACUCUCUGGACCCGUCAAGUCCGGGCUAUGACACCAGCAAAGCAUAUCACUUUGCACGGCCGCUCACACAGUAUCUGGCCAAGAAAAAAGUCAUUAGGAAGCACAACCUCCUUUCCGGCGCCAAUGAAACCACUCUGACGCGUGAAGAGGAGGCGGAGAUGAAAGCUGGACCCGUGCUUGUGCCGUAUUACCAUCCGAACUUUACUCUGUCUUUUAUCCCGGACACCGGCACGGUCUCGUAUCCUAAUCUUCAUCCCGCUAUUCGCUCCUUCGUCCAGCUUGAGCGCACCGGCGCUCGUGAUUCUAGCGGCCAGAAUGGCUGGUACUAUCCGAUUCUGUACCUGAAUACGUUCUGGCAGCUCCGCUCACAUAUGACCGAGGUCAACACUACGAUCAAGGAGCUUCCCAUCAACAUCGAACUUAACAACAUGGGGAAUUGGAAGUUCAGCAUCCUUGCUUCGAUUGAUGAUGGCAUGAAGCUAAAUGCUCAAAAGGCCGCACGCGGGGAGACCCUCCCAGGAGGAGGCGACGGCUCGGAAUUCGAAAUGUUCAAAGAGAUCCUUCUCGACUCCAACAUCUAUCUGCUGUCCUUGACGGGAAUCGUUUCCGUGUUGCACAUGGUCUUCGAGAUGCUCGCCUUCAAGAACGACGUGUCUCACUGGCGCAAGAAGAAGGACAAUGUCGGCACAUCUGUUCGCACCAUCCUCGCCAACAUCAUCAUGCAGACUAUUAUCUUCCUGUACUUGAUUGACAACAAUGAGAAUACAAGCUGGAUGAUUCUGUUCGGUCAGGUUAUGGGUAUUGCAAUCGAGGCUUGGAAGAUCACGAAGACAGUCAAUGUCCGCAUCAGGCCCACGCCCCGAGGCAGCAGCUGGCCUCUGCCUUACACGAUCGCAUUUGAAGACAAACACAAGCUUUCCGAUACGGAGAAAAAGACGGCGGAGUACGAUGCCAUUGCGUUCCGAUACAUGUAUAUGCUUGCCAUACCCCUACUGGCCGCGUAUGCCGUGUACUCUGUCAUAUAUGAGGAGCAUAAGUCUUGGUAUUCUUUCGUCAUCACAACGCUCGUCGGCUCCGUGUAUGCGUAUGGCUUCCUCAUGAUGGUACCCUCGCUCUACAUCAACUACCGCCUCAAGUCUGUUGCACACAUGCCUUCAAAAGCGAUGAUGUACAAGUUCCUGAAUACUUUCAUUGAUGACCUGUUUGCAUUCACCAUUAAGAUGCCAACUCUGCACAGACUCGCCACGCUGAGAGACGACGUCAUUUUUUUUGUGUACCUUUAUCAGAAGUGGGUCUACAAAGUUGAUUACAGCAGAGUCAAUGAGUUCGGCCAGGGGGGCGAGAGUGAUGACGAGAAGGAGGAAACAAAAGCAGGAAAGGAGGCCACUAAAGAAGACGUAAAGGCUUUAGAAGAUAAAGCGAAGUCAUCAGGUGUGCAGGCGAAGUAUAAGGCUGUAAGGAGGAAGUAAGUGGGUAAUAUGUUUGGGAUAACUAUCACGAUUGAGUAUUGCAGUCUGUAAUCUUUUUAAUUUUUUAUUUCCAACUAGUGAGCGAAAUGGAUAGACUCUGUUAUAUAAUUAUAAAUAAUAUUUGUUCCUGUCCGUACGUGGCAAUGUACGAUAUACCAAAAAGGGAGGAAUAAUGGUGCUAACCAAAUCUGGCAUAAAGAGCCCCUUAAUCUUAAGUCGUAUAUAAAGAAGAGGAGAAAUAGAAUGUAGAUUAGAUAGAUAAUUGAAAGUAG
Verruconis gallopava is the source of this 2627-nucleotide messenger RNA. RefSeq lists its product as uncharacterized. The record is from RefSeq and is a predicted model, not a curated record. Gene Ontology annotation, cellular component: membrane; endomembrane system. The transcript is spliced from 3 exons. The coding region runs from base 388 to 2355 and encodes 655 amino acids. NCBI's taxonomy places the organism in Eukaryota, Fungi, Ascomycota, Dothideomycetes, Venturiales, Sympoventuriaceae.